UUUUUAUAUUCUAGGAAGCGGAAGUAAAUGAAUUUCCGUAAAUAAACUUACUCGACCCGAAAGGUGUUAUUAUGAAUUUAAGCCUAGAAUCUAUUCUAAUUAAUUAUUAAAUAGAGUCGAGUAACCCGAAAUUUUUUAAAGUUCACGAACAAAUGUGAACAAAAUGUCGCCUUUAAAAUGAUUUAUAUUGAAUUAAAAUAAUAGAUCUAGAGUCACCUGUUUUUCACAUUACUAGUCGCGGGCGAUUUUACGUACCCAAAACGAUAGAUUACCUCCAAGACUAAGCAUACCCCCCACGGUGCCCACCCCUUAAAAAAGGAUGGGAAAAUCAAAUAAAAUUUUACUCUGUGGUUGCACUGGUGUUGGAAAAACUGCAAUACUAGAGCAACUGCUUUAUGGGAACCAUAUUGUUGAGUCACCAACACACCAGACUAUGGAGGAUAUUUACACAGCAGUGAUAGAAACAGACAGAGGUGUGAAGGAGAAAGUUCGGAUAUUUGACUUGGGCAUGCCAGAUGGUGUCGAACCAGAGCUACCCAAGCACUACCUGAAUUUUCCAGACGGAUUCAUUUUAGUCUAUGAUGUCACCAAUUUUGAUUCUUUCAAACGGCUUGACAAAAUAAAAAAAGAAAUUGACAAGCAUAAGGACAAAAGAGAAGGCCAUGUAAUAGUUAUUGGAAACAAAAGUGAAUUAAAUGACCGGAGGCAAGUUCAGUUUGAUGUUGCUAUGGCAUGGUCAGUCAAAGAGAAAAUGAGACUAUGGGAGGUAACAGUCACCAACAGGAAGUCAUUGGUGGAUCCAUUUGUCUGGCUUACAUCUAAAAUAACCCAGCCCACAGGAAAAAGUAACUUUUUACCAGGUCGGAAAACAAAGUCUUCAAGCGGCAAUAGUUUGGAUAAAAACUGAUUUUUAGGGAAUAUGCACAAAAGUCAUAUCAACUGAUAGCGCUUGUAGUUAGAUCUACAGUUUCAAGAUCUCAAACUAAAUUCAAGUUGCAUGCAGUCACAACGAUGUGGAUUACUUGCUGCAUAAGCAUGCGCUGGAACUUGAGGCACUUUACAGUGUAGUUCACAUAUCACUGUUCACACACCUGUGAUAGUCUAGAGCAGUAUAAAAUAAUGAAGUACUUCUCUCAAUGUUGUUCAUCUAAAUUCAUGUUCAUAUUUUGUUAAAUAAAAUGAAUUUUAAUAAAAUUUCA
Molecule: messenger RNA, 1199 nt
Organism: Physella acuta
Lineage: Eukaryota; Metazoa; Mollusca; Gastropoda; Physidae
Product: NF-kappa-B inhibitor-interacting Ras-like protein 1
Biological process (GO): Ral protein signal transduction; negative regulation of canonical NF-kappaB signal transduction
Molecular function (GO): GTP binding; GTPase activity; GTPase activating protein binding
Source: RefSeq, a predicted model, not a curated record